Messenger RNA from Micropterus dolomieu (smallmouth bass), 2036 nucleotides. RefSeq names its product cytosolic arginine sensor for mTORC1 subunit 1 (gene castor1). The record is from RefSeq and is a predicted model, not a curated record. Bases 83 to 1087 code for a protein of 334 amino acids. Gene Ontology annotation, biological process: cellular response to L-arginine; negative regulation of TORC1 signaling. The transcript is spliced from 10 exons. Gene Ontology annotation, molecular function: arginine binding. Gene Ontology annotation, cellular component: cytosol. NCBI's taxonomy places the organism in Eukaryota, Metazoa, Chordata, Actinopteri, Centrarchiformes, Centrarchidae.
GUUGUUCGUCUUGUGAGCUAGGAAGGAGUUUUCUCCGCCGCAUGCACACACAGAGGGGACUGCGCUGCUCGCAAACGACAAUAUGGACUUGCACAUAUUGGACCACAGGCUACGGGUCAUCAGCAUAUCCAAGAAUGGGCUGGUGAAUUUCACACACCCCCUGAUUAAACUCAUAUUUCUCCGGAACAGGACACGAUGUAAGUUCUUCAGUCUGACGGAGACACCAGAGAACUACACAGUCGUCCUUGACGAGGAAGGCUUCAAAGAGCUCCAGCCCUCAGAGCAUCUCAAGGUAGAAGGCUCCAUCUGGCUGCCGCUCAACGUGGUCUCUAAUGGCAACGCCUCCAGCAGCUCACAGGCUGUCGGCGUGACCAAGAUUGCCAAGUCGGUCAUCGCCCCCCUGGCCCAGCAGCACGUCUCUGUCUUCAUGCUCUCCACUUAUCAGACCGACUUUAUCCUGGUGAGAGAGAUAGAUCUGUCUGUAGUCUUCAGCACUCUGGAGGAGGAGUUCAAUAUCUACAAAGAGGUGGGAGGAGAGUCUGUCCCUAUGCACUGUCAGGAUGUUUCCAAUGGCAUCCAGAAGAACGGCAAAGAAGCCAUGCAGCCCACAGUUCACCCAGUGCUGAUCCCCCAGAACCAGUUCUGUGUCAUGUCUCUGGACCCGGACACACUGCCGUCUAUCGCCACCACGCUCAUCGACGUCCUCUUUUAUUCUAGCAGUCCUAAAGAGGAUGCACAGUCGGCCCAGAGCCAGGACUUGGACUGUAUCAAGUUCUUCUCCUUCUCCCUCAUUGAUGGCUACAUCUCACUGGUGAUGGACACUGAGGCUCAGAGACAGUUUCCUGCUGAUCUUCUCUUCACCAGCUCCUCUGGGGAGCUGUGGAGAAUGGUUCGUAUAGGGGGACAACCACUUGGCUUUGAUGAAUGUGGUAUAGUUGCCCAGAUAUCUCAGCCUUUGGCUGACAGCGACAUCUCGGCCUAUUACAUAAGCACCUUCAGCUUCGACCACGUUCUGGUCCCUGAGGAGGACAUAGUGAGUGUGACAGACAUGCUCCAGCAUCAGAGGAAAGAACCAGCCGCUAGUUGAUUUCUGGAGUCCCAUGUGAGCUGGAUGAUCCUGGCUCAAUGUGGCGCCCCCUCACUACAGAUGCCAGGGGUGGCAGACCAACAGAAAAGGAGGCUAACCCAGUGCCUAGACUAGAACUGCAUUGCCAGCAGUAUUAACUACUACGAACUUGCCAUGAACACCAGAAGCGCUUCUCUAUGGUGUGCACAUAGUGUGAGGUGAGGCCUCCUGUUUUCCCUAUCUAAGGCAGGAUGCACUGAGUGCCAGGGGGCCCACAAGCUCACACGUGCACAUCAAAAUACACAAUCACUCCUAAACACAUACACAUACACAGACAUACACACCCACUUGCACACUCAAAUUCACAAGCACAAAGUUUAGACAUAUGAACAUGUAUGAUAGACUUUUCUGUCUAAGACAGGACUUGAGAUCUGCAGCAAAUAGCAGAACACAUUUGCAUACAUUUCACCAGUGCUAUAAACACACAACUUAGUCUUCCAGUAAGGUUUAUAUUAUAAAGCCGUGUCUAAACAGCUGGAGGGGUUCUUUUUUAAAUCAAACUUUCCUUUUUGUUAAGCUGAAAGUGUGUAGCUUGAAAUGCAAGGCAGGUGUUGAACAAUAUUUAUGCAAAAGAAAACUGACAAUUUCUAUUUUUUGACAACAGGGCUCACUUGUUUAGGUUUAGAGAAGAAUGUGCAGGUAGUUCUUAUAUAUUGAAAGUACAGUACUACAAAUUGUGUCAAGCAGGACAGUAUGCUUGGUCACGUUUUUUUUUUUUAAGAGGUCAGCAUUUAUUAACCAUUGUAUUACCCAAGGUCAAUAACACUAUGUAUUAUUUUUUGUUAUUUGCACAAUAAACUUAUAAUUUAGCUAAUAUCACUUAGAUGUUGUUUUUAUGGUACAAUUUGAAGUAAAAGUAUUGUGAAAACAUUUGGAAUAUUUGUGCUGAUUCAUUCAAUAAAGGGUAUUG